AUGAGACUAAAUCUGAGGUUUUUUCGUUUUUUCCUACUCUGCAGCUCAUUAAAACUCAAGCUUAUCUUAGUUCUGUCGCUGUCCACCAUGAACGUGUUUUGGUGUUAUCCGGUUCCAUCUUCUAAGGUGUCUGGAAAAUCUGAUUACUUUCUCAUCCUGCUGAACAGCUGCCCAACUAGGCUGGACAGGAGCGAGGAACUAGCUUUUCUAAAGCCAAUUUUGGAGAAGACUUUUAUGAAAAGGUCCUUUCGCAAUGGAGUUGGCACAGGGAUGAAAAAAACUUCCUUUCGAAGAGCAAAAUCAUGA
This is a messenger RNA of Cynocephalus volans (Philippine flying lemur), 306 nucleotides long. It is a transcript of the gene NPS, whose product is annotated as neuropeptide S. Bases 1 to 306 code for a protein of 101 amino acids. Gene Ontology annotation, cellular component: extracellular region. Gene Ontology annotation, biological process: positive regulation of action potential; neuropeptide signaling pathway; positive regulation of synaptic transmission, glutamatergic. The record is from RefSeq and is a predicted model, not a curated record. Lineage: Eukaryota; Metazoa; Chordata; Mammalia; Dermoptera; Cynocephalidae. The transcript has 2 exons.